CUGCAUCGAUUUCUGCAUCUUGCCAUCACUAUAAAGAAGCGGCAUUCUUUUGCAGCAGAAAUUUCGCACACCAGGAAAAUUUUUGGGGAACGUAAUUAGGAUAUAAGUUCCCUGGGCUAUCCCUACGGCGCUGCAGGAACAAGGACACUACGUUGGAAGAGGCGAGAUCGAGUGACCCCCAAGAGGCGUUGAUGGACUAGUCGGGAUCCAAGGACAUUCUCAAUCCAACAACAUGUACAACGGGAUCGGACUAAACACUCCCCGUGGCUCCGGGACCAACGGGCACGUGCAGCGAAAUUGGGCGUUCGUGAGGCCUGGAAAGAAGGACAAGGAUUACCGCGCCGAGGACGACACAAAGAAACUGGACGCCCAGCUUAACCGGCCGCCCAACAAGGAAAUCCUGGACCACGAUCGCAAGCGCAAGAUCGAAGUGAAGUGUCUCGAGUUCGAGGAGAUUCUCGAGAAGCAAGGACGCACACCCGAGGAGAUCAAGUCGCAUGUGGACUCGUUCCGACAGAAGUUGAUGGGCCAAGGCAAAACUGAUCUGGCCAAGGAUGAGUUCGGACGCGUAGCCAACACCACGAUAGCCACAUCAAUGGCCACGGCAGCAGCAGGCUCCACCGUGAGUGCCUCGACAGUGGCCACCGCAACCACAACAACGACGGCGGCCACCACGGUCCAGGUGGUGAAAUUGAAGCAACGCCGCAAGCGACGCAAACGCGCAGGUCACGCAGUGGCCCGCACCUCCAAAGCUGCGCCCCACGCCACUGCCCCCUCGAACCCAGCCAGCAACCCAACCAGUCCCCGCCCGCCCGCCUCCAAAGCCAAAGCCGGGAGCAGCGUGGGCAAGAAGUGCGAGGCCCCCUACUUCCAACACGACAAUCGGAAGUGCCUGACCAAGUACGAGAGCUUCCGGCUCACCGCCACCGCCCACACCCUCAACUACGCGGCCGUGGCCAGGAAGUUCAAGCCAUUGCGGCCGGCGUUGGCAAGCGGCGCCAACAAGACCAGGCGAACAGCAGUUUCCAGAAGGAAUCCCAAGGACUGCGCAUGCGCUUGCCAGCAACAUGAGGGGAUUCUGGACCCGGCACUGGCACCGGCAUUGCCGAUGAUACAAGAGCCCGGCCCGCAGCGAACAGCUGAGCAGUUCAUCCAGCGUGAACUGCCGGCGGCCGGCAGGGUGCUGCUUGAGCUCCUCAAGCACUCCUCGAGCAGCCUGCUGGAAUCCCUGCUGAGCGCCCGUGACACACAUCAGAUAGCCGAGGCACAACAGCAGAAGAACGCCAAGCUGCGCGAGGCCUUCAACAUUUCCGAGUACUUUGUGGAGGGCAGCAGCUUCGACGCCGACCGCAAGGCAAAGGAGGACCUGGCCAAAAGCGUGGCGCUCCAAAAGGAACUGGACGCCCAGCGCGAGAGCCUGGCUGCGGCGGCGGCGGCCGCCCAAGCUGCGGGCAAGGACAAGGAGACGGGCAAGAGGUACGCCCUGGUGCGGACUCCCUCGCGCGAGCGGGAGGGCAGCGAGGCGGCCAAGAACAGCGAGGAUGAGCGCGACCAUGGCUCCAAGUCGGAGAAAAAGAAGCGCAAGAAGCGCGCCAGAGAGAGUUCGGCCAGUCCUGACCGCAAGAAGGACAAGAAGAAGAAGUCUAAGAAGCACAAGAAAGAGAGUAAGGCGAAGAAGAAAAAGUCCCGCAAGCGCCGGCACAGCGAGGGCGACCGGGACAGCGACAAGGACAGCGAGGACGAGGAUCCUGCCAGCAGUGACGAGGAGCGUCGGGCCCGAAAGAAGGCUAAGAAGGACAAGAAAAAGCGCGACAAGAAGUCCCGAAAGAAGUCACACGCCCGUGCCAGCUCCGUGGAUUCGGACCGCUCUAUAUCUCCGUCGCGGAAGGGGAAGAAAUCCGGAAAACACCGAGAAGUAAACAACUCAAAGGCCUGCGAAGCUGUCCCUCAGCAGGGAAAUCCCUUCCGCAGCCGUUCCCGGGAGCGCCGAAAGGACACCAAGUCCCGGCCCAUAGAAUCCUCCGUCGACAGUCGACGACACAAGUCCCGGGAGCGAUCAGCGGCUACCCCGCCGCGCAAAGAACCCGAACGCGGGCGGGAGCACUCGAAAGACAGGCAUCGUUCCAAGGAAAGACAGCGCUCUAAAGAACGACAGAGAUCGAAGGACAGACACAGAUCGAAGGAGAGGCAAAGAUCGAAGGACAGGCAGCGCUCCAGAGAGAAACAUCGGUCCAAGGAUAAGAAGCAGUCUGUGGAGAAGAAGAGGGACAGGUCCAAGGACCGACGGCGGUCGAAGGAACGCGAGCAAAAGCGCUCGGUAGGAAAGGAGCCGGAGCGCUCUAGCCGAAGACGCUCCAUCGAAAAAGACGGUGACCGAAAAAAAUCUGUGGAGAAAGAACGGGACCGCAAGGGAUCCGUGGAAAAGGAGCGUCGUGAACGUAAGAAAUCUCCGGAAAGAGAACGAGAUCGUAAAAGAUCCGUGGAGAAGGAACGUGGCCGGAAAAGAUCCCCCGAGAAGGAACGUGAUCGGAAAAGAUCCCCCGAGAAGGAACGUGAUCGGAAAAGAUCCGCCGAGAAGGAACGGGACCGGAAAAGAUCCGCCGAGAAGGAACGCGAAAAGCCAAAGGUCCGUCCUGCCUCUAAAGAGCGACACCGUUCCAAGGAAAUAAAGAGAAGACGCUCCAAGGACCGCCAGUCGUCUAAUGAUAGACGACGCUCCAAAGACAGGCAGCUUUCCAAAGAGCGCCAAGCCAAGGAUUCUCGGGCCACAAAAUCCUCCAAGGAUCGCAGUCCUACGAAGAAAAAUGAACGGCGACAACGCUCGCCAUCAAACUCUAGCAGGAGGCGAGGCGAUGAGUCCAAGCGAUCUCGGUCGCAAGCUCAUUCUCCAGAGGCGCCUCCUAAAAAAGCACCGGCACCCCCAGCCUUCAACCCAUUCAAAGCGGCCGAGGACACGGUGAACGACAUCCUGGGCACCAAGUCGGUGAUGGUGGCCUUGGAGCAGACAAAGCGCCAACGUGCAGAUUCCAGCUCCAGCUCGGACUCGGGCUCUGAUUCCAGUAGCGACUCCUCUGCCUCCAGGACCCCAUCUCCCAAACGCCCGUCGCCCAAAAAGCAUCGAAAGAAGAGCCACACCCCCGACCCCAAGGAGAUCAAGAAGGAAGCAACGCCCAAGAGGGCUAGCGUGAAAAGGGAACGUUCCAGAUCUCCCUCGAAGUCCAAGCCAAAGAGCAAGGUGGGCACUCCGAGUCCCAAGCCAGCAAGGCGCCGUUCGCGGUCGGCUUCCUCAGAGCUGCGCUACUCGCCAGCGGAAAGGCAUCCAGAGCGCUACCAGGAUAUCAUUGGCCACGACAAGAAAAAGUCCCGUGAUGGCCCCACAGUAAAGCCAACUCCCGUGGUCCGCCUGCGAGCGCAGAGUGACGAUGGCAGCGACAACGAAACCGGUGGCGGGGUGGACGGGGCCGCUCUGGAGGAGUUCCAGCACAGCCGGCGAGAGCGGGAGGAACUGCAGGAGCUGAAGAUGCUGGAGCAACUGAAGUCCGGCAUUGCGGCCAAGGCCAAACAGAAGAUCCGGACCAUGGAGAAGGACCCCUCGGGCCGAGCAGAUGGCAGCGAAGUAAGUGGCAGCGACCCGGUGAUGGCUAACAAACGUAACUCGCUAAACGAAUUCCUUGUUGCUAACAACGUGACCGCUUUGAUUAACCAACCACCCACCAUAGCGGCUGCUCUGCCGCAGAACGUGGCGCCGCGCAAGGAGCAGGCACUGCUGCCAAAUCCAGAGCCUCGGCCACAUCCGGAACGGAAUCAUGUGCCUGUGGAGGAGUCGCCAUUGAAGAAAAGGGACGCCAGCACACCGCCCAUUUGCAAGACGCCCCUGGUGGCGGCGAAUGGCGAGGCCAAGAGUCCGACAGUGCAGGGAUUUGGUCACAAGAUCCACCUGCACCACCACGGUGGCAGACCUCCUCCACAGCACCACCAGCAGAUGCAGCCCGGCGGGAAGCGCAUCUUCCACAACCGAACGCUGAACAAUAAUCCUAACAGUAGACAUAGUACUAACCCUCAUGCAUGUGGUGGUGGUAUUCCCCAUUCGAAUCCCAACAGCAAUAGCAACAGCAGUGGCGGCGGUGCUGGUGGCGGCGAACGCAAUCCGGGAAUGCUGCCCUUCUUGGCGGGCACCCCGGGUACCUACAACCGCACCACUAACCGGCUCAACCACGGUCCCCUGCUAACCGCCACCCACUACAACAUCUGCAAGAACCACCAGCACAGUCUCCAGCAACAGCAGCUGCGCGGACUGGUCUACAAUCCAGCGCUGUUUGGGCACGGCGGGCCGCGCCAUCCUGGCUUGCUGUCGCUGACCGGAGCAGGGGUAGCCGUGGGAGGGCAGGGCGCACCGCUGCUCGGACACCCACCGCGCGGCGGUCCCAUCAGCUUUAACGCGGCGGCUGCGGCAGCGGCUGUUGCCGCCAAUAGUAUUAGCUAUCACCAUCACUCACAUCAGCAUUCGCAUCAACAGAAACCGAAAAUCGUUAUUAAGCCCUUCAAAAUUCACGAUCCACAGCCCCUGGUAGCAGCACUGGCGGACAGCUCUCUGGUGGAUGCCAUCGUCUCCAAGGUGUCCACCGCCACUGUGGCGGCGGCGGAGAGCGCAGCCCGGAGGAGCAGAAGUCGCGAGCGCCGAAGUCGGACACGCAGCCGGAGCCAUAGCCGCAGCAAACGGCACCACCAUCGCUCCUCCAGUCGCUCGAGAUCACGCUACAGCUCCUCCAGCAGUCGCAGUGGCUCGCGCAGCUCCCGCUCCCGCUCCGGCUCGCACUCAUCGCGCUCCAGCUGCUCCUCGCACAGCAGCUCCGGAAGCUCCUCCUCCGGCAGUGGCUCGGCUUCGUCGCAGUCCGGUUCACGUUCCCCCUCAAUACCGAGAAGACGCGGCUCGCCCAGCUUCCUAGACAGAAGACGCAUAACGAGCGCCCGCAAGCGGCCCAUCCCGUAUCACCACAAGGCGGCCGGGGAAGGCGGCGAGCUGGAGGAUGCCUCCAGCUGUUGCUCCAGCUGCUUCAGUCGCGCCAGCAGCCCGGCCACGCCCAUCUGUGCGCCCCUGCGGUCCAGCCGGAGCCCCUCACUGGCAGCCUUCUGAGUGUUAACCGCGUCGCUGCGCAAAAUGUGCGGCGAUCCCCGAGAGUAGUCCUCCCUAAACCAUACCACUGGCAGUUAUCCCCACUCUAAGCCUAAGAUAGUUGUUAUGUCGCAUUGAAUUUGUUUACUCAUUCCACUAGUCCUAAGCUCAUCGCCGCCAACGCAUAUUCCCAUGAAUUUACUAGCGAAAUUGUACUACAUCGUAUAUUCUAGUCACUAACAAUACUCGUUUGUAGGCCUCUGAUCCAUUAUUUGCUAGUUUUAAGCUGCCUUUUAAAUUAAAUACAUCAUUUGUUGCAAUCUA
Messenger RNA from Drosophila ananassae, 5437 nucleotides. It is a transcript of the gene Srrm234, whose product is annotated as serine/arginine repetitive matrix protein 2. Lineage: Eukaryota; Metazoa; Arthropoda; Insecta; Diptera; Drosophilidae. The transcript has 11 exons. The record is from RefSeq and is a predicted model, not a curated record. The coding region runs from base 233 to 5134 and encodes 1633 amino acids.